Molecule: messenger RNA, 3078 nt
Organism: Gambusia affinis (western mosquitofish)
Lineage: Eukaryota; Metazoa; Chordata; Actinopteri; Cyprinodontiformes; Poeciliidae
Gene: ccsapb
Product: centriole, cilia and spindle-associated protein b
Exons: 6
Coding region: 425-1309 (294 amino acids)
Biological process (GO): regulation of mitotic spindle assembly
Cellular component (GO): centriole; cytoskeleton; ciliary basal body
Molecular function (GO): microtubule binding
Source: RefSeq, a predicted model, not a curated record
UUUUACUAAAAUUGAUUAAAAAUAUUCACCAGCCGUGACUGACAAAUUAUUGCUUAAGUGUUUGUUUACAGUUACUAAAUUGAAAUGGGUUUGGGCGAAUCACGGUAGCAAACCUCUUCGAAUCUGUUGUCGAUGUAAUCUUGGUAGCCAAUCGAGAAAGAGCUGAGAGUUACGUCACCGCGUUCAGAAAAUUUCUGGUAGUCACGUAGUUAUGGCAGACAGACUCCUCGCUGUUCUUGUUGCCGAUAUUUUUUGAAAGAUUUAGAAAGCAGAUGUCAUUCUUCACAGUUUCUUUCGGACCGAACUCUGGUUCUGUUUUUGUUGCCCGAAAGGCGAGCUAUAAGCACGUUAGCUAGAAAGUAGGCGGGUCCUUGAACGGCUUCCUGUGCUGCUAUUGGUUUAAACUGUUGUUGGUAUGGUUUAAAUGUCUGGCGGUGAUAAACAAAGCGCUUGUUUAAACCGGGACAAGAUGGUGACUAAAAGGAUCCGCUCUGAGUACAUGAAGAAGUUCAAAGACCCCAAAUGGGAGACUUACACCAAGUGCUAUGAAGAGAUGCUGGCCUACAGGCUGACCCGGAGGCUGCUGGAGCACACACACAACCCCUGGUUCUGGAACGGCUCGGACAGCGACUCGGACUCAGGAGGAAGGAGCCCUUCUCACCCCAGUAAGAACCAGGUUGAAGCCGGGGGAGGCCGAGCGGAAACAGAGGAGCCUGAGGGGGUCAAGACGGACAGACAGCAGGAAACCAGAACCACCGGAGCUGGACCUAGGCCUACUGUCCAGAAUGAGGAGCAGAUCAGGCCUGACCCACAGUCUUCAGCACACAGUUCGCAGUGUGACGAUACCAGGGAGCCAAACAAAGCAGUCCAGGGAGAGGAAGAGGAGUUCUCUGCUCCACUCCGAGACAAAGAAAAAGAGACGAGAGCAGCCCGACCUCACCAAAGAAAACCCUCCAAAUCAACGAGACCAGCCUGGCGCUCCCAGCGCGUGAGGCCUGUACGACAGCUCAAAGAGGACACAAAGGAGAAACGACAUCCGUUCGCACUGUAUGGCUCAGGAGAAAAGGAUGCAGACGUCGCAGAUAGGAAGACUCACAACGUUGGUCCUGCAGCUUCUACUGCUGAGAUUCAUGAAUCGGCUCUGCGUGCUAAGACCAGGCGGCAGGUGGAGCGGCAGAUCCAGUCCCGGCGACCUGAGCGGCGUCGGGCCAAAUCAGAGGAGCCAAAUAAAGCCGGGAUGGCGGUUCAGCCCGAGUUCAACCCCUGGCUCACCGAGUACAUGCGCUGCUUCUCCGCUCGCUCCCGAUAGGACAGCGGCCGAACAUCAGCACCAACAAAGUCAUUCCUGCCUCUAGAAACAGCGGAAGUUCAGGCACACGGCACAUUUUACAUUCUCUGAGUCUCACUGCGACUUGUCUUCAUGGAAAACAUCUCAAACUCAGGGAUUUUAUACAAGAUGGAGGACAAUCAUGGAAGAACGGUUUUGGUAAUUUUACGACGAACUGAAGUUUUGUCACAUAAAGACAUUUGGUAACGCUUGAAUUUGAAGGACUGUGCAUAAUGCUGCGUUCACACCGAACGCGUUUCGCGCGUCAAAAACGCCUGAUGCUUCAAAUUCGAUGCACUUUGAAGUCAGACGCUUGACAUUUUGCUCUAGAUGUCAGUUGCGUCAAAACCGCUCUAGUCGUGCGUUGAGAGGAGACUCCUUGGCAUACGUGUCCCUCAAACUCUUCCACCGUCUCCUGCGCGUUUCGUCUAAAUAAAUACAACGUUUAUUUAAAGUGUUUCAACGUUUUUGCUGGAGGGAUUUGAGGUAGCUCAAAUGCAGGGGAAUAUUUUCCAAUAGUUAUAACUUACUCAACAUUUCAACUUCCUCGCCGAUCCCAAGUCAGGUCCUUUCUUUUCCUGUCUGUGUAGUCAUAGCUCGAUUGGUCGUAGAUUACAGGUCGAGAGCAAACGGCAAAUUGUUUAUUCUCCACAGGUUUAUUUUUCUGAGAUCACGUCGGAAAAUGCAAAACUACGAGCGGCGAAAGUUCAGAUUUUCCAGCUCCAGCGGUGGAUGCACCAAACGCUUAAGACGCUCGAAACGUUUCAAAUCGCGCAGCUCUUGACGCGCUUCGAUGCGUCUCCACGUAGAAAACCAGACGCGCCUGGCGCUCUAGACGCUUUGGUGUGAACAUGAGGGAGACGUAAUGACUGUUUAUGACUGCUGUAAUGAAGUUUAAUUAGGUAAAUAAUGACUUUUAAUGAACGUUUUAAUUGAACUUUGCAUUACGAAUGUAAUUAUUUAACAAAUGAAAUUUUUGACAACAUUCAGUCUUAUGCACAUCAGUUCAAAUGAAGCGAUACCAGACAUUUAAAUUAGUGUUAGGAGUUCUCAUUGAAUCUUACUGCCAUACUUUGACGCAAAUCCUGAAAGACAUCCAGUAAAAGGACGACUUUGUCAUGGAGAUGAUAAUCUACAGGGGAGCGACUCGUGGGUAAAACAAUCAGAGGAAGAUUCUUGUUCUUGAAGAAACUUUUGAACUUAUAUGAUCAAUAAUUCGAGGAUUGAAUGUGGCCAGAAGUUUACAUACUCACCGUUUUGUUAGGGUGGAAAGAGGAGGCAACAUAUAGCAAGAAGAAAGUGAUCAGGUUUUAAUUAGUUUAGGAUUUUAAUUCUUAUUCCCAAGAAGAGAGGAGGAGGACCAGCAGGAGGCGCUGCAGUCCCCAACCUGCAGACUCACCCUGACGUCAAGGGUUUUUUUUAAAGUGUCAGAAUUACAACUUGUAACACUGUUGGUUCUGGACGUGGUGAGAAAAGAGACAGAAAGUUUCCUCCGUCUGCCUGGAAGAGGCUCAUCAGCAGGGGAAAUACCCAGAAUGCAUCAGGAACACCUGGUUUUAUUUAAAAAUGUUCUCACAAAUUAUUGAGACUCAUACCUGCUUCCUUGAAAUUGUGAAACAUUUCCUGUCGUCACCAUCUCUGAUUUGACCUUGAAGGGAUUUUAUUCUUUUUUCCGACUCCUUUUGUUUUUGUUUUUUUUGUCUUUCUUCAUCUGGUUAUUGUUCACAAAUUAAGACUGCUGGUUUAACUUC